Molecule: messenger RNA, 918 nt
Organism: Aspergillus ibericus CBS 121593
Lineage: Eukaryota; Fungi; Ascomycota; Eurotiomycetes; Eurotiales; Aspergillaceae
Product: 3-oxoacyl-reductase
Exons: 3
Coding region: 1-852 (283 amino acids)
Source: RefSeq, a predicted model, not a curated record
AUGUCCCCCAAAACAUGGCUCAUAACCGGUUGCGGGAGCGGCUUCGGACACCACCUGACGAAAUACGCCCUCGCACACAACGACACCGUGAUCGCGACGUCCCGCGACCCUUCAAAGCUGGAGAGGAAACUCAUACCGAGGAAACUUGAUCUCGCUGGCCCAGAUAGUGAGAUUGAGGCUUUCGUGAAGGAGGUUCUAUCGAGUGUGGGGAGGGUGGAUGUGUUGGUGAAUAAUGCGGGGUAUAUUUUGGGGGGUGCGGUUGAGGAGUGCAGUACGGAAGAAAUCAACCUCUCGCUGCGCAUAAACUUCACCUCCGCUCUCACCCUCACCCGAGCCUUAAUGCCCAGCAUGCGGGCCCAAAACCACGGCAUCAUCGCGGUCAUGGGCUCCAUCGGGGGAUGGGCCGGACAACCGGGAGGAGGUAUAUAUUGCGCCAGCAAGGCGGCGUUGGCGUUGAGUAUGGAAGCUUUGCGGGCGGAGCUGGCGGGGUGUGAGAUCGAGGUGGUGAGCUUGGAGCUGGGGCAUUAUCGAACGGAUGUGUUAUCGGAUCGACGGAUUGUGAGGGCGGAGAAGAGGGUGAAGGAGGUGGAAGACGCAGGGGACUGGAUGAGUGAGCUGAGUGGACAUCAGCCGGGGGAUGCGAGGAAGGGGGCGGAGGCGAUUUAUAAGAUGUUGAUGGGGAUGGGGAGGUGGGAAGGACGGGGGAAGUUGCCGGAACGGUUGCCGGUGGGGAGGAAUGCGGUGGAGGCGAUUGGGGCUGUGUUGGAGAAGCACCAGGGGGUGUUGAAGGAAUGGGGGAAUUGGGGGAUGGAGGUGGAUUGUGAUGAUGUGGUGAGAGGUGAGGCAGCUUGAUUUGUGGGUAGAUGAUAGCACACUGGUUGGAUUGAGUGUUUUUUUGGUGGAUAUCUUCUAUCUGAG